UCGUGGGCUGUGUCAAUAACACAUUGGUGCUUUGAAAGCUGCCAUAAGGGCGCACUAGCACCCCAUACUGGAUACAAAAGGUAGUGAAUUGCCCGGAUUGGCGACCAGUUCAUUUGGGUACAGGUUAGGGUAAGGUCCCAGUUUCUACUAAAGAAAACCAGCCAAAAAAUAUGAUAUAAAUUUAGCUUUAACAAUUACGAACAAAUAGUUCAAACUUUUUUUUUUUUUUUUUAUCAUCAAACCAUGUCACAAUUUCCCAUUUGCCAGAAAUUCCUGCAACUUGUGAUCAGCCUCCCUGAUCAGUUUUCUUUUCAUUUUUUUUAUCAAUGUUGGAGGCUUACUGUCUUCCAUGAUAUAUUUAAUGCUAUGUGAUUUUGUCAAGAUUAACAACUCAACAUUAGUGUGUUUAAUAAUAGCACACUGAGUUAAACUGAGAAAUACCUUUUACACAAUGUCCAUGUCUGGAUUUUCAACACGCAUACCAGUCAAAGUUCACUCGGUGCAAUAAACUAUCCAUGAUAAUGACACACACACCCUGACGAAUAAUACUUCGCCACAUUAUGUGCUAGUCAUUUAAUGUGGAGGAAAAAAAUACAUAUUUACAUUUGAAGCCAAUAAUUUGGAGUAAAUUGAAGCGGAUAGAAAAUGACUCCCAAAAUGCCGCAAAGUUUAACAGAUGUCCUGCAGCAGUGCGAAAGUCUGGAAGAAGAGUAUCAGCAUGCUCAGGAGACACACAGAUUAUACCUACAAAAACUGGAUGAGAUUUCCAAACUCCAAAAGAGCUGCUCUUCCUCCAUUUGCCAUCACCAAACACGACUCAAGGAGAUGUCAUCUCUUGUGAAAAAGUGCAGCAAAGGACAGUCAGAAGAAGAUGUCCUUGGUGGAAUAAAAGAGAAAAUAAAGAUGCAAACCAAUGCUUUAUUGGAAAUGGAAGCCUUCCUUCCAAGGAAAAAUGGGCUGUACCUCAGUUUGGUUCUAGGAAAUGUGAAUGUCACUCUGCUCAGCAAACAGUUAAAAUUUGCCUACAAAGAUGAAUAUGAAAAGUUCAAGCUGUACCUCACGUUCAUCCUGCUGCUGUUUUCCUUCACGUGCUAUUUCUUUACAAACUACAGAUUUCUUGAUGCUAUUCUCAACUUCCUGCUAGUGUGGUAUUACUGCACAUUAACAAUCAGGGAAAGUAUCCUCAUUACCAAUGGCUCCAGAAUUAAAGGCUGGUGGGUUUUCCAUCAUUACGUCUCAGCUUUUUUGUCUGGUGUAAUGCUGACAUGGCCAGAUGGCAACUUGUACAAGAUAUUCAGGAACCAAUUCCUGGCUUACUCCCUGUAUCAAAGUUUUGUUCAAUGUCUGCAGUGUUAUUAUCAGAGUGGAUGUCUAUACAGACUCAGAACACUAGGAGAAAGACACAACAUGGAUCUGACCGUGGAAGGAUUUCAGUCUUGGAUGUGGAAAGGACUGACAUUUCUUUUGCCCUUCCUAUUUUUCGGUCAUUUCUGGCAGCUCUUCAAUAGCCUCUCUCUCUUCAGAAUGGCUCAGCUCCCAGACUGCAAAGAAUGGCAGGUCUUGCUGUGCAGCCUAUGCUUCCUUAUUCUGUUCAUGGGAAAUUUCUUCACGACUCUUGCUGUGGUUCAUCAGAAGCUUAAGAGGAGGAAUCAGAAAACGAAGAUCCUAUAAUUCAAACUGUACUAGUAGUUUAUCUUGUGUAGUGUUCUGUGGUACACUAGCAAGUAAUUAAAAAUCAUCCAAUUUCACUAAUAAGUUGCCAUGAGAUUUUUGCAAUGAAAAAUUGAUGUUUUCGCUACAUUCGAGAUGUAGCAUGAUCCGCCUUGUCUGUUUCAAUACUUAGAAAUAAAAUGAGUGUCACAAAAAAUAAA
Messenger RNA from Syngnathus acus (greater pipefish), 1871 nucleotides. RefSeq names its product ion channel TACAN-like. The coding region runs from base 646 to 1671 and encodes 341 amino acids. The record is from RefSeq and is a predicted model, not a curated record. Lineage: Eukaryota; Metazoa; Chordata; Actinopteri; Syngnathiformes; Syngnathidae. Gene Ontology annotation, biological process: fat cell differentiation. The transcript is spliced from 12 exons. Gene Ontology annotation, cellular component: membrane.